CCGCUCCGUCCUUCCACUUCCUGGGGCCGGCGGAUGGCGGGGGCCGCCCCGCGCCGCCUCAUGCCCGCCGGCCCGGUAGCGGCGCCGCGCCGGGGGCCGGGCGGGGCGGCCAUGAGGGCAGCCUGAGGGACGGCUCCGGCGAGCCCCGGCCAUGGGCGAGAGGCGGCGCGGAGAGAGCGGCGAGCCGGGCACGGGAUUCCCCCUGGAUCCCGAGGAGCAGGGCUGCUCCCUGCUGCAGCGGGCCGUGGCGCUGCUGCAGAGCUCCUCGCUGCACUCCUGCUCCCACCGCGGCUUCCAGUACAGCAGAGCCAUCCUGGUGGAAAAUGAGCUUUUCCUGAGUGAGCUCCGAGCUUUUGCCCGAGCCAAGGCAGCUGCAGGAUACAGCCAGGAGGAGCUGCAGGAGACCUUUGCAUUCCUGCGCUUUGACAAGGAGGAGGAGGCCCAGCGGGUGUGUCGGAGCGGGCUCCGUGUCAACAGCAGCAACAUCUCCACCCUGGGGGACCCUGCCAAAGGGGUUUAUAUUUCCAAAUAUUCUGACUGUCUCCAUCCCAGCCCUUGGCACCAGGGAAAAUCAGGAUUUAUUGUCAUCUGUAAGCUCAUCAAGGGCAAGGUCAGAGCCAUCCCUGAGAGCUCCCCCAGCAGCUCCACCUGCCCCUCGCCCGGCUACGACUGCCACGUGUCCAGCGGGAGCAGCCAGUACUACGUGUACGAGGUGAGCGGGGCGGGAGCGGCCGAGCGGCCCCGCCAGGUGUGUCCGUACGUGCUGCUGUCCUGCCAGUACCGCGCGCCCCGGGAGAUGCCCGCGCCGGCCCCGCACCGCCCAGUGGAGCGGAACCACCAAGAGCCGCGGUUGCUGUCGGCAGCGCCGUGCCCGUGGCGGGGCCAGCUCUGCAUCGGGGGCCGGCGCCUCUGCACCAUCGGCCUGAGGAGCCGGCACAGCGCGGGCAGCGUGCCCGCCCAGCUGCCUCGCAGCCUGGACAUCAAACACGUCAUGGGAUUGUCUGACUUGAAGAAAAAACUGCCAGAAGCUGCAUUUGGGAAAAAAAAUUACACUAGGAAUGAAGUCUGCUUUCAGGGUGUUUACUCCAGUCUCUACGAGGUGGAAAUAUCCAAUAAGGAUCAAUCCAGAAUGGAUCAGCUGGUGGAAAAGCUGAAGGAGAAGGAUUUGGCAAUCAUCAAAUAUUUACAGGACCAAGGAGUUCUCAUCCUGCUCACGUCCUCAGCCUUGGCACGGGAGGAUGGCCUGGAGCCCAAGGAGCCCGUCAGCCUGCUGGCCCUGUUCCUGUUCCGCUCCCCCCGGGCGCUGAGCCCCCGAGUGGAAAAGCAGGAGCCAAAGGAGAGGCAGGGGGGCAGUGCCAGGAGUGCCAUCUCCCUAAAAAUCGCCUCCGUUUUGCCGGGACUCCGCUACGCCUUACGGAAAGCAGCCGCUUCCUCCUGCAAUGCCGCGGGCAGCCCCAGCAUCCGGGAGCACCUCCAGGAAUAUGCAAAACUCCAGGAAAACUCUGAGGGCACCCCUGGGCAGAGCAGUGACAUUCCCGUGGCUCCUGUCCCCUCUCCGUGGCAGGACGGGGGUGCUGACCCUUCCCAGAAACUCUCGGAGCGAUCCCUGGCCCAGCUGCGCCGUUACCUCUCCGACCCCAGCAGCUUCACCCUGGGAGUCUCAGCAGCUUUGCAGUGUCUCAGUGGGGCUGGCAGGAAUCUGGGAGCUGAUCCUGGGAAUUCCUCCUCCUCCUCAGUGCCCCCAGAUCCUGCUCUUCCCACCAGAGCAGCGGGAAUAAUGCGGGAUAAGGGAGAGCUUCCCGCUCCUGCCCCGGAGAGAUUCCCUAAAAGUGUCACCUCUCCCACCAAGCCCUGGGGCAGGGAGAUCAGGAGGAAAUCCAGCAGGAUCCUUGGGAAGAGCGUGCCACCCCUCAAGGCACAAACACAUCCUGAGGAGAACAACAGCAGGAGCAGGGAGGCAGCCAAGAAAAAAACCAACGUGGCUUCCUCUUGUCCCAAAAAAUCAGGAUCUACUGGAAAUUCCAACGAGCCCAUGCUGAAAUUGGCCAAUUUGCAGUUGCCACAUGGAAGGAAAAGAGGUGCAGAGGUCCUGGCUGCAGAAAUUGUCCACAAACCCCAGUGUGAAAGUGCUGAGAAGGAAAGCUCAGCUCCCAAUGGUCCUGGCGUGGAGGCAAAGAGGCCAAAAACUGUGGAAAACCUGGACUCAAAGAAGGUUCCUGUCACUGAGAGUGGCACAAAGCCAGGGAAAAGCAAAAUGCAGAAAAACGUGGAAAACAAAGCAUCAAAACCUCCAGAGAAGCAGCAGGAAUGGAGUGAGUGGAAGGAGCUGCUGUCGGAGCUCCCCAGCGAAGCCUCAUCCCAACCCCCCGGAGCAGAAAUCUCAAGGAAUGUUCAUCCCAUGGCAAUUCCCAGCGUUGCCUUUGCCCUGCCAGGGGACAACAGUGACUCCCACGCCCUGAACCUGCUGGCUGACCUGGCCCUGGGCUCUUGCAUUCCUGCCUUUAUUCCCAAGGAUUCUGGGAAUUCCUGGGAGAUUCCCAAGGAAUCUGGGGAUUCCUGGGAGCAGCAGAGCCCGUCCGACCCCAAAUCCCUGCGCGUGGAUUCCGACCACAAAUACCACAGGGCGGACAAGCAGGGCAAAAAAUGCACCUCCAACAAAGUGUCACUUCCUGAAGAAACAGAUUCCAGCCAGCUGGCCUCUCCUCCCAGGGAAAAACCCUCUGGAAUUUUCAGCAGGAGCAGCGGGAUUCCCAUCCCCGCCGUAUUCCAGGUGCUCCCUCCCCGCCAAGCUCCGCAAGCCUGCGAUGCGAACAAGCACUCCAUCAUCUCAGCCGAGCACUCCUACGCCUCCCCCAUGCCCGACGAUCCCAAAGCAUCCCCAGAUCCCAAAGGGAAUCCCAGUGCUGCCCCCAGGAACCCUCCAGGAGCUCCCUUGGUCGGGAAGGUGCUGCCCUUCCGGCACCAGCAGAGCAGCGCCGCCAAGCCCGCCCGGAGCCUGAGCUCUCCCAGGAAAAAGGAGGAUUUCUCCAAGAGCCACACGGUGAAUCUCUGUGGGAAUUCCAUGAAGGUCACGUGCCGUUGGGAAGAGGAAUAUCUCUUCCACCUGGACAGCAGGUACACCAAUGAUUCCCUGGAGAAAACUGUCAUCCGUGCCCUGCAUGGGCCCUGGGAUCCCGAUCUUCCCGACGAUGUGGAAGGGAUGAAGCUGAUCCUGCACAUGUGGGUGGCUCUGUUCUACAGGAAGCCCAGCAAGCUCCUGAGCAGCUCCAGGAAGGUGGUGGAGCACAGCAAUCCCAGGAAAUUCGUCUCCAUCAACAGCUCCGGUGGCUUCCUGGAGCUCAGCGACGACAGCCAGGACUGCUUUGGCUUUGAGACGUGUCCUGCAGACUCCGGCUCGGAUCCUGACCAGACUCCCAGCAGCUCCCUGGAUCCCAGCACCCCUUCCCAGGGCGCUUCCCAGCCCGAGAAGAGCCCAGCGGAUUCCCAGACGGACGCGGACGGAGCUGCUGGAGCUGUGGACAGCACGGUGUCCUCCUCCUCUGGGGAGCUGCCCUGCGGGGAGGAGGAGGAGCCUUCCUCCACCAGCUGUCCCGAGAGCCUUUCCCUGCAGGAUCAUUCCAGGGAAAAGCUGGAUGUGGCAGGCGGGGAGCCGGAGGGCGUUCCCGAGGAGAGCGCGCGCGACGUCUCGAGCGUCACCGCGGAGGAGGCAGCCAAGGAGGACCUGCUGGAUGCCAGGAUCACCCCCAGCCCUCCCCAGGAGCUCGGCUGUCCCAGCAAAUCCCCGGAUGCGCCGGGCAUGGAAAACCCCGGGAGCCAAGCCCCAAACUCCAGCACAGCUCCAUGGACAGACCCCCCCUGUGCACCUCAGGAAAACGGGGAGCAGCAGCAGGAAAACCAGCAGGGAGCAGGCUCAGGGAGUGGCCCCGGCCCUCCCGAGGAUGAGGAGGGAAUUGGAGCCUCUGGGCAUUCCCUGGAAGUUGAGGAUGGCGCUGAUCCGCAGCCUGCCUGUGAUUCCGUGCCCUUGGAAGCAACUCCUGGAAAUGCAGAGCCUGGGGGGGCCACUGAGGAAGGGGAGGAAUGCCAGGAGCCCUCGGAGCACUCGGAAAAAGAGGAGAGGGAGGUGGAGGAGGAGAAGAAGGAGAACGAGGAGUUGGAGGAUGAAAGCUCCUUCAUGGGCCCCGUGGGUUUGGUGCUGUCCGAGAGCAGCGAUGCCGAGAUGGAAUGCGAGCACGGUGACAGGAAUCCAGGGAAUUCGGCGUCUCCAGAGCAGUUUGGUGUUCCUGAAGAGGCUCCCCUGCCCAGCCCCACCUCCCUGGCACCCUCCUGCCCCGACAGAUCCUCCCCAGCGCCCUCAGAUGGGGCCGGGACUGACCCUGGAGGCUUUCCUGAGGAGAUGUCACCAAACCAGGAGGAGCUCCCGGAUCCCUGGGACGCUCCGGGCACGCCGGAGUCGGAGACAGACGGGAUUGGAGUGGCCAGUCCGGCCGAGGUGGGGUCACCCCACAGUGACAGCGGGGAGCUGCCAGUCCCCCCAGAGCUCAGCCCUGUCCGUGGGGCACAGCCCGACAGCGUUACAGACAGCCCGGGACCUGCCAGAGACACACUGGGAAACGGCUCCGGGCACAAAAACCAGGAUCAGGCUCCGUCUGGGGAACACUGGGAGCCUGCUGGGAGCACGGGGUCCCCCUGCAGACAGGGAGUGAGCCUGGCCCUGUCCCCCGACUCCAGCUCCGUCUGCCUGACCUCUCCCGACGGCUCCGUGGAUCCGUGGGCUGCUCCGGAGGAUCAGCCCGUGGAGAGCGUCCAGUCCCCGUCCCAGAGCGACCUGGGACGGAGCAGCUGCUUCUCCCAGCUGGGUGGGGAUGACAUCGAUCCCGACCCAAAUUCCCUGGAUGCUGAGGAGUCAAACCAAGGCAGGAAUGGGAUUUUGGUGGAGGAACAGCAGGGGAGCCCCUCUGCCAAUGACACGGAGGAGCUGGAUGAUCCCAUGGGAGCGGGAGAUGGCCGGGACUCCCCCUUUGAGUACACAGACAGAGGAGAUGACUGCAGAGCUGAGGAGAGCGAGGAUGUGUUCCCUGGGACAGAGAAUUCCCCUGGGAAUGACACCACGAACGUGGAGAUGGCGGAGAUGCCUCUCCACCAUCACCUCCUGGAAUCAGAGCCCUCCUCCUCCAUCAGGGAGGGCAUCUCAGCCAUACAGGAGCUCCCCAGGCAGCAGCAGAGCUUCCCAAACCUCCACGGGGACUCAGCUCCUGCUUCUCCUGGCGCCGGAGACUCCAACCCCGGCAUUCCCGCCGUGCCGGGCCGGCGGGAGUCGGUGCUGUGCCGCCUCUGGAAGCCGUGCCGGGAAGGAGGAGCCACGCAGGUGAGCGUGGCUGCCUGGAGCCUGGAUGGCUCCUUCCAUCCCAGCUGUUCCCAAGAGCUGCUGGAGUCCCCAGCUCCCUGCUCCCCCAUGGAUGCGCCAGCGGAGCCGGGAUCUGUUCCUCCUUCUCCGCGCGAUCCGUGGGACGAUCCGGAGCCUGCGGAGCCGGGCUCGCCGCUCCCUGAGACGCUCCCCGGGAUGCUCCCUGACUCUCCAGACAGUGCCUGGUGGGCCGGGAGCCAUGGCAGCCCCGGGAGGAGCCCCAGGAGCCAUGGCAGCCCCGGGAGGAGCCCCAGGAGCUGUGGCAGCCCCGGGAGGAGCCCCAGGAGCUGUGGCAGCCCCGGGAUCCAUGCCCCAGGUGCAGUGGUAGCCCCAGAAGCUAUGGUAGCCAUGGUAGCCCCAGGAGUGAUGGUAGUCCUAGGAGCCAUGGCAGCCCCAGGAGCCAUGGUAGCCCCAGGAGCCAUGGCAGCCCAGGGAGCCAUGGUAUCCCCAUGA
This is a messenger RNA of Onychostruthus taczanowskii (white-rumped snowfinch), 5857 nucleotides long. RefSeq lists its product as uncharacterized. Bases 152 to 5857 code for a protein of 1901 amino acids. Gene Ontology annotation, biological process: negative regulation of gene expression, epigenetic. Gene Ontology annotation, cellular component: nucleoplasm. NCBI's taxonomy places the organism in Eukaryota, Metazoa, Chordata, Aves, Passeriformes, Passeridae. The record is from RefSeq and is a predicted model, not a curated record. The transcript is spliced from 19 exons.